AGGAGGAAGAGGCGGGACGCUUUGCAGCCUCCCAAGCAGGAGCGGGGAGAGGGAAGCAAAUGGGGAAGAGGCUGCUGAGGUCUGGAGGAAGGGGAAGGAAGGCUGGCCGGGAGCGGGAAGCGUCGGGAGCCUCCCUGCCUCCCCUGUUUCUCGCCUAGGUUCCUGGACCUGCCUCCAGGAGGAUGAAGGAAGGCGCUCGGAGGGAGUGAUUGGCACGCCGAGGAAGAAGAGGAGGAGGAGGAGGGUCUGCUGGAGGAGGUAGACUUCCCAAUGAAGACAGAAGCCCCUGCCACCCUUGAGCACCCUUUUCUUAUGCCAUGAAUAACACCACUAUGCCCACCUCUCCUGGGCCAGCCAAUGACUCCCUGGUGGAAUAUGUUUUGGUGCCAUUUUUCCUUAUCACCAUUGUCGGGGUCAUCAUGGCCGUGAUGAUGUACAUCCAGAAGAAGAGGAGGUAUGACCGGCUGCGUCACCAUUUGCUGCCAAUGUAUAACUAUGAUCCUGCAGAAGAGCUGCAUGAAGCUGAACAGGAGCUCCUAGUAGAGCCAGAGGACACAAAAGUGAUGAGGACCUGGGGAGGAUACCAACCUUGCCGUGGUUCAUUUAUGGACGUGAAAACUUGAUGAUGCUUAGCUCAGACUGACCAAUGGUGUAUAUGGAUGAUCUCGUCUACCUGGCAUGUAUGCGAUCUUGAAACACGCCCAAACCACAUUAACUUUGAACCUGCUGCCUUUCCACUUCAAUAUUGUCUUUAUUUUAUUUUUGCCUUGACUCCUAGCAAGAGGUGAGUCCAUUUAGGCUGUACUGCUAACACAUGUCCUUUUGGGUACCUGGUAUGCAGAGUCAAAGGCUUGCACAUCUGAAUCUAGAAAAAUUACUUGACCUGAUGACAUUCCUUACUCCUAGGCAUUCUGCUUUCUAAUUGGUAUGGAUGUUGGGGGAGAUGCAAGAGCUUCUUGAAUUUCAGGUGAAAGUAGCUCUUGUUCUGUGAGCUAUCAUCCACCAAUGGCUCAGUUUUCUAAAAGCUCCAGCUGACCUCUUCUUUUGUGAAGAAGCAGCAAAAGCUGCAGCUGCUAUGCCAUUCCAGUGCAUUUGCUAGCUGCCUCGCUGUGCUAAUAUACCUAUGCAUAUAAAUGGGUUUGUCACUUAGGUCUUGGGUUCCUGUGAUGUCUCCCUUGAUGGAUGCAGAAUAAAAUGGUAAUGCUGUGUAAGCAAGAAAACUGGGUAUGUGUGGCUAUAAUGUAACAUUCUUUACUUUGAAAUAUGUGUAAUGAGUACAUGCUGAUCUGUAUGGCUAUUGUUUGAUGGAUGUGCUGGGAGGAUGAUUUUUCUGGGAAGGUUGUGCAAAGGACAUUGGGUGAAAGGGGCCUUAAAUGUAUUGUUGAAAAUUUAUUUGUUCCUUCAGGAAAGUUUUGAGUUCAUCAGGGUGGUUCUUUCUAUGAGGUUUUGUAUUUGGGAGCUCAUAUAUUUUGUAAAUAAAUCCCAUCCUGAACUGGAA
Molecule: messenger RNA, 1498 nt
Organism: Anolis carolinensis (green anole)
Lineage: Eukaryota; Metazoa; Chordata; Lepidosauria; Squamata; Anolidae
Gene: smim29
Product: small integral membrane protein 29
Exons: 5
Coding region: 318-623 (101 amino acids)
Source: RefSeq, a predicted model, not a curated record